AGUACAGGUGGUUGGAACUAUCACAGACAAAGGCUAAGAAGACAGAAACAGAGCAGAGAGCUUUAUGGCAUAAUAUGGAAUUUCAAGGGGAAAACACAAUGUCUGACAUCAGCAAGAUGACCAUAAAUCUUCUCUUGCUUGGAAGAACACAGAGUGGGAAAAGUGCAGCAGGAAACACUCUUCUGGGCAGCACAGACUUUGCCAGUUGUCUUUCCCCAUGCUCGGUGACUACAUCUUGUCGCCUAGGCUGCAGCUGUAACAUGUCAGAUUUCGGGCGUCGGCAAGGAAGAGCACUAACUGUGCAAGUCCGUGUGCUGGACACUCCUGGAUAUCCUCACAGCAGCCUGAGCAAAGAGCAGAUACAGCGAGAAGUAAAAGACGCGCUAGCUCAGCACUUUGGAGAGAAAGGUUUGCACUUGGCACUUUUGGUUCUGAGAGCUGAUGUUGUACUGUGUGAAGAAGAAGAGGCUUCCACCAUACAGUGGAUCCAGGAACUCCUUGGGCCUAACUGGAAGACUUACACUGUCAUUCUAUUUACUCAUGCAGACCAGAUUGAAGAGUCACCAUUUACUAUAGAGAAAUAUUUGCUUAGUGCCUCAGACACACUACGUAAAGUAAUGCAGUCAGUACAGCAAAAAUGCAUUUUCAUAGACAAUCAUGCAAGGAUUCUGAAACACGAAAACCUAAAAGCUUUAAGAAAAAUUAUGGAGGUUCUAAAACAAAACAAUUACCAGACCCUUCAAGUGAAAUAAACAAUGCUAUACAUUUAAGUAACUUAUUCUUUCCAAGUUCUGAGAUGCUUGCUGCUUUUAUAAUUCACUCUUCUGAAGGAUUUUUUAAAAUAAAUUCUUUAUUAAGAAACUUUUCUAUUUUUAUUAUUGAAUACAACUAGAUAAGACGAAUAAAGUUGAAACUAUCCUUAAGAGUUAAUACAGUUAGCUAAACACAGAUAGUAUUUAAUAAUAAUAUCCUGAUUAUUAUGUCAGGUAAACAAUGCCAAGAAUGGAGGAAAAUUUCAUGCCUGCUAUCAGCCUUUUUUCAGUUCUGUUGCUUAAUCUUCCAACCAUUGCAUUUUGACAAUAGGCAUAGGAGAAGAUACCAAUUUAGCUAUCUGUUAUUAACCUUUUAAAUUUUAAAUGCCCUAUAUAAUUGGCAGUAGUCCAUAAUGACAGUAAUAUGCCUCUACUCAACAGCAAUCACUGAAUUCACCAAAGCUUCUAAGAAGGAAAGAACAAUUUAAAGGAAAUUAGAAGCAAACACAUUUGGAACUCUUUGGUGCUUUGGGGUCCAUAGCUAUUUUCAGAUCUUAUUGUUUCCUUAAUAUCAGAUUGCAGUAUACCAUUAAAACUACUACUUAUUUUCACACCUGUAUAUCCAGGAUCAAACAUAAAUUUCUUAUGUUCAACUCUCAAGGUGGUUUUAAAAUACCUAUGCUUUGCGUGCUGAUUGGCCUACAUUUCCAGUCAAUGAUUUAUUGAAAAUAUAUUAACACUAGCCCAUAUUGACAUACUGGUAACAUCAGUCUAGCUCUAAAUUAUACUCCUUGAUCUCCUUUGUCUCUGAACUUCCAGUUUGUUUGUGCUGAAGCUGAUUAAUCCAACUUGCCUUGUUUAUUUAUUUAGUACUACAGAGAAUAUGUUUGAGGGGGAUAGAC
This is a messenger RNA of Python bivittatus (Burmese python), 1654 nucleotides long. RefSeq names its product GIMAP family P-loop NTPase domain containing 1 (gene GIMD1). NCBI's taxonomy places the organism in Eukaryota, Metazoa, Chordata, Lepidosauria, Squamata, Pythonidae. Gene Ontology annotation, molecular function: GTP binding. The record is from RefSeq and is a predicted model, not a curated record.